Molecule: messenger RNA, 1147 nt
Organism: Malus domestica (apple)
Lineage: Eukaryota; Viridiplantae; Streptophyta; Magnoliopsida; Rosales; Rosaceae
Product: probable glutathione S-transferase
Biological process (GO): glutathione metabolic process
Cellular component (GO): cytoplasm
Molecular function (GO): glutathione transferase activity
Source: RefSeq, a predicted model, not a curated record
ACCAUUUUAAAAAGAUUACUGGACUAUUGACUUUGAGUAGAGUUGUCCUAGCGACCAAGUAAACACUGUCUUCCUAUCUCUGUAAAACCCAGAAGGAGUUUAAUCCAGUGAUAUUAUCCACAAAAGGUGAUUAAUUAGCAAAACUUGAUUAGUUAGUGCUUAUAUCAUGGCUGAAGUGAAGCUGCUGGGAUCUUGGGGAAGCCCAUUUAGUAGGAGAGUGGAAGCAGCUCUGAAGCUAAAAAAUGUGGAGUAUGAAUUUGUUGAUGAGGACCUGCAGAGCAAGAGUGCUUUGCUUCUGAAAUCCAACCCAGUUCAUCAGAAGAUCCCUGUGCUCCUGCACAAUGACAGACCAAUAGCUGAGUCCCAGGUCAUUCUUGAGUACAUUGAUGAGACUUGGAAGGAGGGUUUUCCCAUUUUGCCUAAAGAUCCUUAUGAAAGAGCUCAGGCACGUUUCUGGGCUAGGUUCAUUGAUGAAAAGUGCUUGCCUGCAACAUGGAAAGCUCUCUGGGGCAGUGAGGAACCUGAGAAGGCUGUGGAAGAAGCCUGUGAGCUUCUGAAAAUAUUGGAAAAUGAGCUCAAAGACAAGAAGUUCUUCGCAGGAGAAACCGUUGGACUUGUGGACAUUGUUGCCAACUUCAUAGCCUUCUGGCUUAGAGCCAUUCAAGAACUUGUUGGAGUGGAGCUGUUGAGCAAAGAGAAGCUUCCCAAACUCUACAACUGGAGCGAUGAGUUUUGUAGUGUUUUUCAGGAAAAUCUGCCUCCCAAAGAUAGAUUAGUUGCUCACUUCCGUGGUCGCCUACAAAGCACCACCACCACUACUACUUCCAGCUAAUUAAAAGGGUUCAUAAAUCAGUCAUAAGAUGGUUUACUUCGAAGCAUUUCGUAGUUCAUGAUAUUUAUAAGAAUAAAUGCAGGAUUGCACUUGUGGCUAGAUCGCGUUCUCUUGUGCGUGCACGCUCGCGUAUGAUGCAUAUUUAUCUUGUUAGACGUGAUAUUACUAUGUACUCUAAGCUAGAUUGAGGGUUGGGCAGAGUUCGAACACCGAAGUGCAAUGAAUUGACGAAGAAUGUCUAAUCCACUUAGGUAAUCCAUCAUUUGCAAAGUACUUAGUUACUUAUAUAUUCUAUAUAGUGCCAUAUUUUUUUUU